Messenger RNA from Thunnus maccoyii (southern bluefin tuna), 963 nucleotides. RefSeq names its product tumor necrosis factor receptor superfamily member 14-like. The transcript has 6 exons. The record is from RefSeq and is a predicted model, not a curated record. Bases 152 to 916 code for a protein of 254 amino acids. Gene Ontology annotation, molecular function: protein binding. Gene Ontology annotation, cellular component: external side of plasma membrane. Gene Ontology annotation, biological process: negative regulation of alpha-beta T cell proliferation; positive regulation of T cell migration; positive regulation of peptidyl-tyrosine phosphorylation. Lineage: Eukaryota; Metazoa; Chordata; Actinopteri; Scombriformes; Scombridae.
UCUGCUGUAAAUAUCAGCUCCUCCUCCCGCUGACUGAUAUUGAUUUCCUGCAGAAGUCCUUUCACUUUUGUUCUGAAUAGUUUGUUUAACAAAAAAACAUUGAACUAAAUGGCUCAAGACUAUAUGAAGCAAGGAGUUAACGUGUGACAUCAUGUUUUCGUCGUUGCUGUUUCUGAUAAUAAUACUGAAAGUCUUCAUUGGACAGAUCCUCACAUGUCAUCCAGCAGAGUACCUAACAGCAGGAGGAUGCUGUCCUAGAUGUCUUGCUGGAAGUCGAGUUGAAACAGAUUGUACAAAGAUCAGUAGUACAUCCUGUCUGCCCUGCAUUGAUGGAACCUACAUGAAUCAUCCCACUGGACUUAAACAGUGUUUUACCUGUGGAAACUGUGAUUCAGGAACCAGCAGCACUGAUACAGUGUGUGACAACUGUCAGCCGGGCUAUUUUUCACAGGAUGGUGUGAACUGCACAGCUUGGACAAUUUGCUCAGAAACUGAAGUGAUGGUCAAAGAAGGAAACCAGACAAAUGAUGUCAUCUGCAGAAGUUCAUCAAGAAAUCACUACUCUUUAUUUUCACCAUUGUUAAUGGUUUUCUCACUAACACUUGCCUGGCUUGUGAGCAGAGGGGAAACCCUGGUGCAACAUAGAAAUGAGACUCCCCUCUUCCCAACUCCCAAGAACCACCAGCAACAAGGAUUACAGUCCUCAAAAGUAUUUAUUCACACAGUUGAUCGGGGACAUUUUGGCUUCACACACAAUUAUACUAAAUUAUCUACUCAAAACAAAAAUAAACCAAAAUACACAUCUCUUCCUGUAUACACACUUGCAAGAUACAUUUUACAGUAUUUCACAGGAGAGUCAUUCACAACGUGCUGGCUAGAAGUGGAGAGAGGAGGAAGUCAACCUUUAAACCACUAGCUAUUAGACUGGAACCAGUCAGCUCUUUAACUAACCACACAUGUACA